Molecule: messenger RNA, 639 nt
Organism: Spodoptera litura
Lineage: Eukaryota; Metazoa; Arthropoda; Insecta; Lepidoptera; Noctuidae
Product: chymotrypsin-like elastase family member 1
Biological process (GO): proteolysis
Molecular function (GO): serine-type endopeptidase activity
Source: RefSeq, a predicted model, not a curated record
CAAUGUCACAUUUCAGUUACAAGCUGCUUUCCCGGAAGCAAUAAACCCCUUGCCAAUGCCGACUGGUGCAUUAACUUAUCCUCUGAUGCAGCCAUGUGAGUCUUCCGGUUUUGGAGGUCGUAAUGCAACAGCCUCUGCAAGUGCCCAAUUGAUAACAUUAUCACCAAUACUUCCGCUUUCAAGUGAAUUCUGCAACCCAAUGAUACCACAGAUGACAGUUGUACCAAGCAUGGUUUGUGGGUCUUCGGUUGGUGGUGGAUGUGAGGGUGAUAUAGGAAACCCAUUAGUGUGCAGUACACAUACCGCUCCGGUUCUCGAGGGUUUGCUCACUAGAAGCAACAACUGUGGGGUUAAUGUAGCCGACCCAGAAGUGUAUACUCAAGUCUUCCCAUUCGCAUCAUGGGUGAAUGAAGUUCUCUCUCCUACACCCUCUUCGUCUACACCUGCUUCUUCUACAACUACUACACCUGCUCCGGGAGCGGCAUCCACGUCACAACUCGGAACUUCUGUAGCACUCAUGUUCGUAAUCAUCCAAUAUUUCAAAAUCUUUAACUAAAUCAAAGCCAAAAUAUACCAAUUAUAAAUAUAUUUUUUUGUAAUUUUAAAUAAUAUUAUUAAUAAAUGAAAUUCUGAAAGUAA